Molecule: messenger RNA, 444 nt
Organism: Cryptomeria japonica (Japanese cedar)
Lineage: Eukaryota; Viridiplantae; Streptophyta; Pinopsida; Cupressales; Cupressaceae
Exons: 1
Coding region: 1-444 (147 amino acids)
Source: RefSeq, a predicted model, not a curated record
AUGGCGAUCGGCCCUACCAGUCCAGCCUGCCUACAGGCUCUUGCCGGCCUGGCCCCGGCCCCUAGCGGCACCCCCUCCGGCCCUUGCCGGUACCGACCCCCGACCCCUUGCCGGCCCCGCCUUCUAGUCAUCACUGGCCAUCGCCCUGCUGGCCCCCACCGGCCCCACCCUAUCGCCCCCCCUUGCCUGCCCCUCAGUCACCACCGCCAGUGCAGUUCACCACCUCCACCCGGCUCAGAAAUCAUCACCGCCGCUCGAAAAUUACCACCUCCACCCGACCCGGUCACCACCAUCGCCGUCGUCCUGCCACCUCCCUUUGGCUCCACCACCAGACCACCACCCUCUAGACUUUUUGAGGGGGGGUUCAUUUUUUGGUCAUAUCUUGGGCAUCCGGAGUCAGUUUUUGGAAAACAAAUAGGCGUCGGAAAGCUGGUUCUGAGCUGA